GCUUCCCCGCGCCGGGCUGAACCUGAGCAGAGAGUUUCUGAGGGCAGUGCGGGCGCAGGAAGCGGAGUGAGGCUGCAGUGCGAUGAAGCAGCGGCUCAGCGAGCGGAGACAGGCGGUGUGGCUAGACGAGCCGGCCCAGGGCCCGCGCUGCUGUUCCCUAGGCUGCUGAGGCGCGGAGAGCCGCGGCCGGCGCGGAGAGCGGCGGGCGAGAGUGAGGAGAGGGAUCGGAGCGCGAGGGAAGCCGGCUCGGCUGCCGGCGGCUCUGGUGGGCCUCCCCGAUCGGGGUCCCCUGGGUGGAACCAUGUGGGUGGCCAAGUGGCUGACUGGGCUGCUCUACCAUCUCUCGCUCUUCAUCACCAGGUCUUGGGAAGUUCACUUCCACCCCAGGCAAGAAGCCCUGGUGAGGACACUGACCUCCUAUGAAGUAGUGAUCCCCGAGCGGGUCAAUGAGUUUGGAGAAGUGUUCCCUCAGAGCCACCACUUCAGCCGGCAGAAACGCAGCUCCGAGGCGCUGGAACCCAUGCCGUUCAGAACCCACUAUCGCUUCACUGCCUAUCGGCAGCUCUUUCAGCUGAACCUGACCGCCGAUGCAUCCUUUCUGGCCGCCGGCUACACCGAGGUGCACUUGGGAACCCCGGAGCGCGGGGCCUGGGAGAGCGACGCAGGGCCCUCAGACCUGCGCCACUGCUUCUACCGCGGCCAGGUCAACUCACAGGAGGAUUACAAGGCCGUCGUCAGCUUAUGCGGAGGCCUGACAGGAACAUUUAAAGGACAGGAUGGUGAAUAUUUCUUAGAACCUAUAAUGAAGGCAGAUGGGAAUGAAUAUGAAGAUGGUCACAACAAGCCACAUCUUAUAUAUAGACAAGAAUUAAAUAACUCUUUGCUGCAGACUCUGAAGUAUUGCAAUGUGUCAGAAAGUCAAAUAAAGGAAACCAGUUUACCCUUUCAUACCUACGGCAACAUGAAUGAAGAUCUUAAUGUAAUGAAAGAAAGAGUUUUAGGACACACAUCAAAAAAUGUACCAUUGAAAGAUGAAAGAAGUCAAUUACAUUCCAGGAAAAAACGUCUUAUAUCAUAUCCAAGAUACGUUGAAAUUAUGGUUACAGCUGAUGCUAAAGUGGUUUCUGCUCAUGGAUCGAAUUUGCAAAACUAUAUACUGACUCUAAUGUCAAUUGUUGCAACAAUCUACAAAGAUCCAAGUAUUGGAAAUUUUAUACACAUAGUAGUGGUAAAAUUAGUUAUGAUUCACAGCGAGGAGGAAGGACCAGUCAUUAAUUUUGAUGGUGCUACCACAUUAAAGAACUUUUGUUCAUGGCAACAAUCUCAGAACGACCUUGAUGAUGUUCACCCUUCCCACCAUGACGCUGCUGUUCUUAUCACUAGGGAAGACAUUUGUUCAUCUAAAGAGAAAUGUAACAUGUUAGGUUUAUCAUACUUAGGUACCAUAUGUGAUCCUUUACAAAGCUGCUUUAUUAAUGAAGAAAAAGGACUCAUUUCUGCUUUUACUAUAGCCCAUGAGCUUGGGCACACACUUGGUGUUCAACAUGAUGAUAGUCCUAGAUGUAAAGAAAUGAAAGUUACACAGUAUCAUGUAAUGGCCCCUGCUUUAAGUUUCCACAUGAGUCCUUGGAGCUGGUCAAACUGUAGUCGGAAAUGUAUUACUGAAUUCCUAGAUAUUGGUUAUGGGGAAUGUCUUCUUGACAAACCAGAUGAAGAAAUAUAUAAUCUGCCUUCAGAACUUCCUGGAUCACAAUACGAUGGAAACAAGCAGUGUGAGCUUGCAUUUGGUCCUGGGUCACAAAUGUGUCCCCAUAUAAAUAUAUGCAUGAAUCUGUGGUGCACAAGUGCAGAAAAGCUUCACAAAGGCUGUUUCACUCAACACGUGCCACCAGCAGAUGGAACAGACUGCGGUCCUGGAAUGCAUUGCCGUCGUGGGCUAUGUGUAAACAAAGAAAUGGAAACACAUCCUGUAAAUGGUGAAUGGGGACCAUGGGAACCUUACAGUUCUUGUUCAAGAACAUGUGGAGGCGGAAUAGAAAGCGCAACCAGGCACUGUAAUCAUCCUGAGCCAAGAAACGGAGGAAAUUACUGUGUGGGCCGCAGGAUGAAAUUUCGAUCAUGUAGUACUGAUUCAUGUCCAAAAGGCACACAAGACUUUCGAGAGAAGCAGUGCUCUGAUUUUAAUGGUAAACAUUUGGACAUCAGUGGCAUUCCCUCUAAUGUGAGGUGGCUUCCAAGAUACAGUGGCAUUGGCACAAAAGAUCGUUGUAAACUCUAUUGUCAGGCUGCUGGGACCAAUGAUUUCUACCUAUUGAAGGAUAUGGUUGAAGAUGGUACUCCUUGUGGAACUGAAACUUAUGACAUCUGUGUUCAAGGCCAGUGUAUGGCAGCUGGUUGUGAUCACGUGUUAAACUCCAGUGCCAAGAUAGACAAAUGUGGAGUGUGUGGUGGGGACAACUCUUCAUGCAAGACAAUAAUAGGUGUCUUCAACAGUUCUCAUUAUGGUUAUAAUGUUGUUGUAAAGAUUCCCGCAGGAGCAACAAACGUUGACAUUCGUCAGUACAGCUAUUCUGGACAACCAGAUGACAGUUACCUUGCAUUAUCUGAUGCUGAAGGGAAUUUUCUUUUCAAUGGAAAUUUUCUUCUAAGUACAUCAAAAAAAGAAAUCAAUGUGCAAGGAACAAGAACUGUUAUUGAAUACAGUGGAUCAAAUAACACAGUUGAAAGAAUUAAUAGUACUAAUCGACAAGAGAAAGAACUUAUUUUGCAGGUGUUGUGUGUGGGUAAUUUAUACAACCCUGAUGUACAUUAUUCCUUCAAUAUCCCUUUGGAAGAGAGGAGUGACGUGUUCACAUGGGACCCCUAUGGACCAUGGGAAGGCUGUACCAAAAUGUGUCAAGGUCUUCAGCGAAGAAAAAUAACUUGCAUACAUAAGAGUGAUCAUAGUGUUGUGUCUGAUAAAAAAUGUGACCACUUGCCACUUCCAUCAUUUGUUACUCAAAGUUGCAAUACAGACUGUGAACUAAGGUGGCAUGUUAUUGGCAAAAGUGAAUGUUCAUCCCAGUGUGGUCAAGGAUAUAGAACCUUGGACAUCCAUUGCAUGAAGUAUUCCAUUCAUAAAGGACAGACUGUUCAAGUUGAUGACCACUACUGUGGUGACCAGCUUAAACCUCCUACCCGAGAAUUAUGCCAUGGUAACUGUGUCUUCACAAGAUGGCAUUAUUCAGAAUGGUCUCAGUGUUCCAGGAGUUGUGGAGGAGGGGAAAGGUCUCGAGAAUCUUAUUGUAUGAAUAACUUUGGCCAUCGUCUUGCUGACAAUGAAUGCCAAGAACUGUCCCGAGUGACGAGAGAGAAUUGCAAUGAAUUUUCCUGUCCCAGUUGGGCUGCUAGUGAAUGGAGUGAGUGCCUUGUUACAUGUGGUAAAGGAACAAAGCAGCGGCAGGUAUGGUGUCAGCUGAAUGUAGAUCACUUGAGUGAUGGCUUCUGUAAUUCAAGUACCAAACCUGAAUCUCUGAGUCCAUGUGAACUUCAUACAUGUGCUUCCUGGCAAGUAGGACCAUGGGGUCCUUGCACAACCACAUGUGGACAUGGGUAUCAGAUGAGAGAUGUUAAAUGUGUCAAUGAGCUACUUAGUGCGGUGUUAGAGGACACAGAAUGCCAUGAAGCUAGUCGCCCCAGUGACAGACAGAACUGUGUACUUACACCUUGCUCAUUUAUUUCUAAACUUGAGACCGCUUCAUUAUCAACUGUUCUCAUAAAAAAGAUGGCAAAAUGGCGACAUGGUUCUUGGACCCCAUGCUCCGUAUCUUGUGGAAGAGGUACUCAAGCCCGCUAUGUAAGCUGUCGUGAUGCUCUUGAUAGAAUAGCAGAUGAAUCAUAUUGUGCCCACUUACCCCGACCUGCUGAAAUAUGGGACUGUUUUACCCCUUGUGGAGAGUGGCAAGCAGGGGAUUGGUCACCCUGUUCAGCUUCCUGUGGCCGUGGAAAAACAACUAGACAAGUUUUAUGCACGAACUACCAUCAGCCAAUUGACGAGAAUUACUGUGAUCCUGAAGUUCGCCCUUUGAUGGAACAGGAAUGUAGCCUGGCAGCCUGCCCUCCUGCACACAGCCACUUUCCUAGUUCCCCUGUGCAGCCAAGCUAUUAUCUAAGCACGAAUUUGCCAUUAACUCACAAACUUGAAGAUAAUGAAAAUCAGGUGGUCCAUCCAUCAGUCAGAGGAAACCAGUGGAGAACCGGACCAUGGGGAUCAUGCUCUAGCAGUUGUUCUGGAGGUCUUCAGCGUAGAGCUGUGGUCUGCCAGGAUGAAAAUGGACAAAGUGCUGGUUACUGCAAUGCAGCCUCCAAGCCUCCAGAGGUACAGCACUGUGGUUCAGGGCCUUGUCCACAGUGGAACUACGGAAAUUGGGGAGAAUGUUCACAAACAUGUGGAGGAGGAAUAAAAUCAAGACUUGUAAUAUGUCAAUUUCCCAAUGGCCAAAUAUUAGAAGAUCGCAACUGUGAAAUCGUAAACAAGCCACCUAGUGUAAUACAGUGUCAUAUGCAUGCUUGCCCUGCUGAUGUGUCAUGGCAUCAGGAACCGUGGACAUUGUGCUCAGCUUCUUGUGGUAAAGGUAGAAAGUACCGUGAAGUGUUUUGCAUCGACCAAUUCCAAAGGAAAUUAGAAGACACAAAUUGCAGUCAAGUACAGAAACCUCCAACUCACAAAGCCUGUAGAUCCGUCAGAUGCCCUUCAUGGAAAGCCAAUAGCUGGAAUGAGUGCUCUGUGACCUGUGGCUCUGGAGUUCAGCAGAGGGAUGUAUACUGCAGACUGAAAGGUGUUGGUCAGGUGGUUGAAGAAAUGUGUGAUCAGUCCACCCGACCUCGUUCUCAGAGGCAAUGUUGGAGUCAGGACUGUGUGCAGCACAAGGGGGUGGAAAGAGAGAGGCUGAAUUGUUCAACAUCAUGUGAGAGAAAAGAUUCACAUCAACGAACGGAGUGCACAGAUAACCAAAUCAGACAAGUGAAUGAAAUAGUCUGUAAUUCUUCAACCAUAUCUCUUACAUCCAAGAAUUGCAAGAACCCUCCUUGCAAUUACAUUGUGGUAACAGCAGACUCAUCACAGUGUGCAAACAACUGUGGAUUUAGUUACAGACAAAGGAUUACAUAUUGCACUGAGAUCCCAGCUACUAAGAAACAUAAGCUCCAUCGACUUCGGCCUGUAGUCUAUCAAGAAUGCCCUGUGGUGCCUUCCUCUCAGGUUUACAAAUGCAUUAACAGCUGUUUGCAUUUGGCCACUUGGAAAGUUGGAAAAUGGAGCAAGUGCUCAGUGACUUGUGGAAUUGGGAUAAUGAAGAGACAAGUGAAAUGCAUUACCAAACAUGGUUUGUCCAGUGACUUAUGUUUAAACCAUUUAAAACCAGGUGCUCAAAAGAAAUGUUAUGCCAAUGACUGUAAAUCAUUUACCACCUGCAAAGAAAUUCAAGUGAAAAACCACAUUAGAAAGGAUGGUGACUAUUACCUUAACAUUAAGGGAAGAAUAAUAAAGAUUUAUUGUGCAGACAUGUACUUGGAGAACCCUAAGGAAUAUUUAACACUGGUCCAAGGUGAAGAAAACUUUUCUGAAGUGUAUGCCUUUAGACUAAAAAAUCCAUAUCAAUGUCCUUUUAAUGGAAGUAGGAGGGAAGACUGUGAAUGUGACAAUGGACACUUAGCUGCUGGAUACACGGUUUUCAGCAAAAUAAGAAUUGAUCUCACUUCCAUGCAAAUUAGAACUACGGACCUUCUUUUUUCCAAAACAAUAUUUGGAAAUGCAGUUCCAUUUGCCACAGCUGGAGAUUGCUACAGUGCUUUCAGAUGCCCACAGGGACAGUUUAGCAUUAAUUUGGUAGGAACUGGGAUGAAGAUAUCCAGCACAGCAAAGUGGCUCGCUCAGGGGAGUUAUACCUCUGUCAGCAUACGAAGAUCAGAGGAUGGAACCAGAAUUUUCGGCAAGUGUGGAGGAUACUGUGGAAAGUGUCUUCCUCGCAUGACUACUGGUCUCCCAAUUCAAGUCAUAUGAACAUUUAGAAGGGGGAAGUAUGCCCUAAAGAGGAGAUAUUCUCUGGAACAUUCAAAUAACUGGUGCUCAUUUCUUUAUUUCUCCCUUCCUGAGAUUUCCAUGUCCAAUAUGUCUCUGCCUUUUUUUCAGGGUGCUCAUCAGGGAUUCAAAUCACUGCUUAAUAAGGUCUAUAAAAGAAAUUUAAGAGCUGUCUUAAUUUAUUUUAUAUCUAAUCAGGAUAUUUUUUAAAGAACAUAAUAAUUUAUAAUAGAGAAUACCAGGAUUGAAUGAAUUAUACCAAGACAGUGUUGCUCUUAACAUCUUGGCCUGGACCACACUUAUUUUAUACCUAUAAACACACAUG
Nomascus leucogenys (northern white-cheeked gibbon) is the source of this 6383-nucleotide messenger RNA. RefSeq names its product ADAM metallopeptidase with thrombospondin type 1 motif 20 (gene ADAMTS20). Gene Ontology annotation, cellular component: extracellular matrix. Gene Ontology annotation, molecular function: zinc ion binding; metalloendopeptidase activity. Gene Ontology annotation, biological process: proteolysis; extracellular matrix organization. Lineage: Eukaryota; Metazoa; Chordata; Mammalia; Primates; Hylobatidae. The record is from RefSeq and is a predicted model, not a curated record.